Messenger RNA from Pollicipes pollicipes, 849 nucleotides. RefSeq lists its product as uncharacterized. The transcript has 2 exons. Lineage: Eukaryota; Metazoa; Arthropoda; Thecostraca; Pollicipedomorpha; Pollicipedidae. The record is from RefSeq and is a predicted model, not a curated record. Bases 1 to 753 code for a protein of 250 amino acids.
AUGGUAGUUGCCAACAAGCAAGGCCGCGCCGUUCGACUGGAGCCAGGCACAGCUUUUAGCACAGGCCAGCGUCUGGACCAACCAGACAACCUGACAAACGAAACUCUGCAGGAUCUCCAGAUCCCGAUCCAAGAUCCAGCUGUGGUGGAAGCGGCAGCGCAUGCGGACGACGUGGAGGCCGCCUACCAACAAGCAGCUGCGAUUCCCCCAGUGCCCGUCCUGGAGGAAUUCGAAGAGGACGACAGGGUCAACGAGUCGGGCGAACACAAGCUCCAUUGCGGUGACGGGGAAAGAACCGAAAAUGGCCACCGCUGCGGCGCCGACACGGACGAGGUCAACAUCGAGCACGAGGCGCUGGAAUUCGUUGCUGGCCUCGUGGCAGCCAAGUGCAAGCACCUCGAUCCAAGCAUGGGAUUGUCGACCCGAGAAACACCACCCAGCUGUGUGCCAGACAGCUGGAUACGCACGAUUAGUCGGGGUGGCCUGGUGGUACCGUCGCCGGCCUGGAUGAACGUUGUCGAGGCUUUCGAGGUCGUUUUCCAGCUAGUGAUGGGCCGAGACAUUGGUAUUGUCGAUCGUCUCACUAAGCUUCUGCUGAAAAAGUUUUCUGCGUUGGACAAGCGGAUCGCACGGAAGCUGGUGACGACGCGCAUCCAUCUCCGCCUCAGAUGGCUCAAUCAAGCUAGGGCUGAGCGGGCAGCUGCCAGGCGCGCAGCCAAACAAGUGCGACAGCACGUGGACAGCACGAUGUGAGCAUCGUUGUGCUUACGUGAACAUACGUUGGUGAGUUUGAAUGAGCAUCGUUGUGCCUUCUUUUUUUGGUUUGUAUGCUUGUGUGUCCGAGACAUA